Molecule: messenger RNA, 3818 nt
Organism: Macrosteles quadrilineatus (aster leafhopper)
Lineage: Eukaryota; Metazoa; Arthropoda; Insecta; Hemiptera; Cicadellidae
Product: ankyrin-3-like
Exons: 2
Coding region: 122-2035 (637 amino acids)
Cellular component (GO): cytoplasm
Molecular function (GO): protein binding
Source: RefSeq, a predicted model, not a curated record
AAAGAAAGCAUGGUGGCGGUGAAUGUCCCACCGGAUAAAUUGUAGGCUAAUCGUGGUUAUUUUAACAUAAAUUACCUUUGUUGAAUUAUUUGUAAAUUUCAGUGUUUAUUACUACGAAAAAAUGGCUUCAUCACAUGCUUUCAAUCAACCUCUGCACCGUGGGCUGUUGAGCUGUAAUAUUCCACAGUUGCAGCUAAUGGCAGAUAGAUUUUCUCUCGAUAUGCAGUUUCUGGUGAAGACAAUGUACCUCCUGAGUGAUUACUUGAGGCAGGGGCGCAACAUUACACCUCUGCAAGGAGCUAUCAUGAUAGGAAACUUCCGCAUAUGCAAGCGGCUCAUUGCUGAAGGAGCUGAUUUCUUCUCAUACUCCUACGAUCUAUUGACUCCGUUAAAUAUGGCCCUCGAUGUUGGGAAGUUCCAAAUAGCUAAACUGCUCAUCACCUCAGGAGCUGACGUUUGUGUUCUCCAGAACGGAUAUUUUCCAAUGUAUUUUGCCAUAAAGUCUGAUACACCAGAGUACAUAAUUGAAAUGAUCAUACGCAGAGGUUUCCCUGUGAACGGCGUUGUUGAGAACAUGUACAACUCUACAGCUCUUCAUAGAGCAGUGUUGUGCAACAAUGUUGAUGUCACUAAUCUCCUCUUGAGGUAUGAAGCUGAUUGCAAUGUGAUUGAUAACUUUGAAGGUUACGCUCCCAUACACAUAGCUGUGAAGCAGAAGCAGCCAGAGAUUGUCAAGCUGUUAGCCGAACAUGGAGCCAACUUAGAGGUAGAGUGUGGAAAAGGAUUCACGCCUAUUUUUUAUGCUGCUGCCAACAAUGAUGUGAAUUGUUUGAAUAUUCUUUUAGAGUUUGGUGCAGAACCAAAUCAUUUGUCUACUGUCCAUUAUAUUUACCCGCUACAUCAUGCUGCAUCUCUGUGCAGUGUGGAAGCCACUGAUAUGUUACUCAAAAGAGGAGCAGAUGUCCAAUUGAGUACUCCAAUCACUAGAGAUCUCCCGAUCCAUAGUGCUGUCAUGUCAGAAAAAAGCAAGAUAUCAGAAGUUUUUGCUCAGGAUUUAGCCAAUGUCGUCAAACUCCUAAUUGAGAAUGGAUCGCAGAUCGAUGUUCCCAACAAUUAUAACCAGACUCCGAUGGAAUUGGGUAUAAUCGGACAAACCUUUGAAGCUGUACAAGUGCUUGUAAAAGAGGGAGCUGCAGUCAAUAAACCAUUGGAUUGUGGGACAUAUUUCCACUUUGUUGCUAGCAAAGGAAACAAAGAAAUUGUAACAACGUUUUUGGAACACGGAGCUGACUAUUCUUUCUUUGAUGUCAACAAAAUUACUCCGUACCACACUGCUGCAUUCAAUCCAGAUCUGACCGUCCUGUCUGUGUUUUGGAAAUUUCACUGCCCUGUAGACCUCCCCCUUCUCGGUGAAAAUUCCAAAAAACCCCUGUUCUCUCCUGCUGCCAUUGAUCUUCUGGAAAACCAAAAAAUGUUCUUGUCCGGUGUAAAGUCGAAUGACGUUAAUGUUAUGAUGGAUGCCCUCUCUAAAGGUGCUGAAGCCAGAGGUUGCAGUAUGAAAUUGUCUCAUCCUCUUCAUGUUGCUGCUAGCAAAGGCUAUACCCAAGUUGUAAAACUGUUGCUGGAAAAUGGCGUCGCACCAAGCUCCGUGAACAGCAAUAAUGAAACUCCGCUACAUGUUGCGGCAAAAGCAGGUCACUAUGAUGUUUGCCGUCUCUUGUUGAAGCAUGGAGCCGUCUACAACUCUAGGUCUAAAGUGAAGAAAACUCCUUUAGAACUCGCUACAGAGAAUAAUCAUGAGGAGGUUGCACACCUCUUGACUGGAGUUGAUAUGAUCUUCAAAAUCGGAAAGGAAAAAAAGGUUUCUCGUAAAAUUAAAGAGUUAUCCUUUCUCGUCAAUGAUGAUCUGUAUUUUGUUUAUGUAAACUCUAUGAACAGUAGAGGCGAAACUCUAUUGAAAGUGGCAAUUAAGAAGCAGUUUACUAAACUGACAGAUAGGUUAAUGAAGUUAAGAGUAACAAGGAAGGAUGUAUAGUGUUGAAGUUGUGGUGUGUGAGGGAAAUGUCCCAAGUUUGUUCAAAAGUUAAAGUUGGUGAGGUAAAUAUUUCACAGAGUAUGGGAGUAAAUGGUGAUUGUAAAGUAUUGUUGCUUUAAAUUGGUCAUCAUACAGUCAUCAGUUUGUAUUAAUCAAAUUAUUUACAACUAAAUAAUUUAUUUUUAUUAUUUUAUUUUUAUUUUUAAAGAAUAUUGGAUGCAGAAAUUAUAUUUACUGCCUGACAUUUUCAAGUUUUGUUGAAUUACAAUUUAAGUAAGUAGGUGUGACAUUUAAUAAAACUACAAAAAUAUUUAUUUACUGUACGUCAAGCAAGUAACACAAAGCUAAGAUAUCUGUUUAUUUAUAAUAGAUUGAAUUUACUAUUUUUUAUAGUCCCUCCAUUAUUUUAUAACAAAACUUAGUAUUAACUGAUUAGCAAAAAGUACUUUUGGAUCUUGUAGCUUAUUUCUGAUUGAUGCUUUACUGUAAUAUAAAUCUUGCUACGGACAUUACAGACAUUUUACAGUAACAUUCCCAUUAAGUUAUUGUUUGGAAAAAACAUUGAUUUUCUCUAUCAAAGUGAAACCGUCAUAGAUUAUUGUCAAGCAUUACUUAAUUUUUUGCAUGCAAAAGACAACUAUUUAAUUAUUUUAGUUUUGAUUGAACCACAAAGAAUCCUCUUAGGAGAAACCAUAGUGUAAAUUUUCAUUCAUUUUUUACCAUUGAAUGGUUAUUUUUAGUUUGCAACUAUAGUAUUUCACUGAGCUUGUUUACCUUUUAUAAAUAGUGUUUAUUUAAAUGUCUAAGUUUUGACUUAUCUUAUUAACAAACUUAAAUUUAACUCUGUAAUCUUGUUAUAGUAAGGUCAAAGUUAAAACUUUUAGGAUAUUUGUAUAUAGAUAAUCAUUAAGUUUAGAGUUGCUUUGAUGUAUCCAGAAAAUAAACUAGAUACAGUAGCUUUUAAGUGUACAAAUUAUAUUUUUUCCUAGUGUAUCAUAGAUACUGUAGUUAAUCUUGUUUUUACUUUUGUUUAUAUACAUACAUCAUCUACAUAGUUAGUAAACCUGAUUCUCAGUUUUCACCAUUGUGGGGUAAACUACUUAAAAAUUACUUGUUACUUUAGAAAAUGCUGUUUGUAUUUAUUUGAUACUAAGUUUGGCUAUUUAAUUUCUGUAGAUAUUAGACGUACCGACAGUGUUAAACCCGACCAGUGUGAUCUUUUUGGUUGUGUAUGGCUCAGGUUUUAUUUUGUUCAAAUUAAUUUAUUUCAAGAUUAUUAAGCUGAUGCCAGUAUUAUUUUUUCACGUUUUAUGAGGUUUACAAGUUACAAGAAACUGGGCACUUUACUUGAUUAGCAGAUUCACUCAGCUAUUUUGGAUCUUAUGAAUAUUUACACCAAAUUUGAAUUAAACCACACACAAAUUUGGUCACUUCACAGUCUGAGGCCACAUUAAGUGAACAAUCAUUUGCCAGAGUCAACAGUUUAAAACCCACACUUACCUACUGAAUCUUUAAAUUAAAUUGUCAAUUAAGUACUUUCUUUUGACUCAACAAUUGCAAAGUUAUUUUUUCUACUAUACAAAUAAGAUUUAAAGAUUAUAGCAUAAGAUAAGACUAGAUGAGUAAGAAUAGCUAGCUAGUUUCAAUUGGACUUAAAAUUUUACUAUGGAUCUGUAUUGUUAUAUUUUACAAAAUAUAUUGUUUUAUAAGAUUUCUCCUUACUUAUAAGAUCAUUCUUACUGUACUAUUGUACCAAAUUUACUACUUAAGUUCUGAUUAAUGA